AAUUAUUGGUUGAGAAAGGUCCAAGGAGGCAGGCGUCCAACCAUAUAGCUGAUCCAUCUAACCUUACUAAUUACUGUCGACUAGUUAAUGAAGAAAAUCAAGAAACCUGCGUUUCACUAAUUAGAUGGAAGAGCAGUCGUCCUCAAGAAGUUACAACAGUUUACAGCUCCUCCGGGAGCUGGAAACAUUAAGUGCGUCCCUCUAUCCAUUUCAUCACGAUCACGCCGCCGCUGCAGCUUCCACCACCCGCGGCAAGAAUGAGGAGGAGGCAGGGGAGGGGGUCGGGGUCCGCCGUAAACGGAUUAGUUUUAGAGACAUGACGUCCCGCUUGCGGCGCCGUGAUGAGGAGGGCAGAGGAGGAGGGGGCUGGAAGCUGCCCGUGCGGCGGGCAAUGUCCCGGAUCCUCCGUAAUCCGCCGCACAAGCUAAGCUGCCUGUUCUGUGUCGAAGUGGCGGCGGUUCGAGGCCUUCCUACGUCAAUGGACGGUCAACGCCUCGCAGUUUGUGUCCGGAAAAAAGAGACUGCGCGGAUGACGGCGCGGACGGUCCCGUCCACAGUUUCAAAUGGAUCCGCUGACUUUGGGGAGACUCUAUUCGUGAUGUGCCACGUGUACUUCAGUGGCGGACGCGGCGGGACCCGCCUCACAUUUGAGCCCCGCCCCUUUCUCAUAAGUGUAUUCGCGGCUUCGUCCUUAGCAGAAACAGGGGAUGCCGGCGGCGGCCGGAAGCUGCAGCUUGAGCUUGGAAGAAGCUCUGUCGAUUUAAGCCAAUUGAUACAGGAAUCAAUAGACAAGAGCUUUCAAGGUAUACGUGUACGACAGUGGGAUAUGAGCAUUAACAUGUCAUCCCAAAAAGCUUUGGGUGGAAAGCUUUUUCUGAAACUAUGGUUUCAAAUAAUGGAAAAAGAUGAUGGAGGAAGAAGCAUUGAAAUUUACACUACUAGCGAAGGCGCACGGUUAGCGGCAGAUAUGUGGAUGAUAGCGAAGAAGGGAGAAUAUGAGUUUGCCAGGAGACAGUCUAAAGACUGCUUUAGUGUCUCAAGUAAUGGCAGCGGGGGAGCACUGCCUUCUAAGAAGUUAUUAAUGUUGGAUAACAAUGUGGAGAUCAGAAUGUUGGAUGAACUGAACCAAAGUGAUGACAAUGAUGUAAGUGAAAGUGGUGAUGAAAAAGGGGUAGAGGAUGGUGAUGACAUGUUUGUUGAGUUUGAUGUGGUGGACAAGGGAGUUGAGCAACAACACCAGGCCCCCGUCGAUGAAUGGGCUUCGUCAUCGAUGAUCCUUUCGAAUGAACAUCAUGAGCUCUUUCAUCGUCUCACUAGCUGCUACAGAGUGAAAGUGCUUGAUUCUAUUUCUCAGCGAAUCGCAUCCCUCGAGUCUAUCUUCUCAUCAUCAUACACUGAUAGCAUGUCAGAAGGAGGACUAGGCAGUGGAGAAGAAGAAGAGGAAGAAGAAGAAGAAAAAGAGGAAGAAGAAUCUGUUACAAGAGAAUUUAUUCAAAUGCUUGACUCCAUUGCUCAACCAAUCAAAGCCUUUGAAUCCAUCUUCUCAUCAUCACACACUCAUGAUAACCCGCCUGAGGAAGGAGGAGUGGACAGUAGAGAAGAGGAGGAAAUUGUCACAAGAGAAUUUAUUAAAAUGCUUGAAGAGGAAGACGAGAAAGAGAAGGAUUUAGUUCAUAAUAAUGAUGCAUCAGAACGACUACAUAUCUUGGUACCACCUGAUCUUGGGGAGGGGUUGGGUUGCGUUGUUCAAACAAGGAAAGGGGGCUACCUUGCAUCUAUGGAUCCUCUCAAGUAUGUUUCGAGUUCCAUCAAAAAGAUGUCGAAUGUUGGAGCGGCGAUAACAGAAGCCCCAAUACUCUCAAUGCAGCUAUCACAACCACUUGUCCUUCUUCCUUCUCCCACAACAAUGGAGGGGAUUCAGUUUUUCCGAAGGCUGGCGGCUUCUAGACUAGAAGACAUCAGCUCUCACGUUUUACAUUUCAUGCCUAUGGAUGAUCUCCAAGGGAAGACAGCAGAGCAGAUCGCUUUUGAAGGCAUUGCUGCCCAAAUCAAUAGUCCUGCCCGGAUAAGGAACCCGGAGGACAAGGAGGGCCCCACCGCCACUACAUCAAAUGCAUUCUCUUUUCCGCAGAUCCGCCGCACAUUUGGUGCAGUCAUGGCAAACACAAGAAACAGAGGUGCACAGAACGUGGGGGAGGAGGAGGAUGACCGUUUGACAGUGGAAGAGCUGUUAGCAUUCGCAGUCCAGAAUGUUGAUAAAAUUACAGUUGACGCCCUCAAAAUUCAAGCAGGCGUUGAUGAAGAAACUGCAGCAACGCUUGAUGAUGUUUCACCACAAUCGUCUAGCAAUACUCAAAAGUAUUUAGAAGAAGAAGAAGAAAACUUGUUCCCACUCGAGCGUGCGGUUCCACUGCCUGAAUGGCUAUUAAGAGAUGAUGGUGGUGGUGGUGGUGGUGGUGAUGAGAGUAUAGUGAUAUGUGUGGUUGUGCAACUGCGGGACCCGUUGAGGCAGUAUGAGAGCGUCGGAGGUCCGAUGAUUGUACUUAUUCAAGCUGAUUGCUGCAUGAAACCGCCGCCUCAUAAUAAUAAUAUUAAGUAUGAUGAUGAAGAGAAGAGAUAUAUAGUACGUGGGGUGAACAUCGGGGGUAUAAAAGUGAGAGGCGGCGGCAGCGGGGACGGUGGCCGGAAGGGAAAUGUGUGGGACACCGAGAAACAAAGGGUCACUGCCACACAUUGGUUGAUAGAAUAUGGACUGCUUGGGAAGCCAAAAAAUCCAAAUGUCAUCAAGAGUAGUGCCAAGGAGGAUUUUUUGUGGAGUUUUUCCUCACUCAAACUAUUAAGAAAUCCAAAUGUCAAGCUCGCUUGCUCACAAUAUUAAAAGAAGAUGAUGGAAAGCAAGAGCUUCAUCGGGCAAGGCAAUGAGACAUGCACAACCAAGACGGCGCAAUGAUGGAUUACGUAAUUAUAAUUUCUUGUUUAACCAACUUUCUUAUAACAUUAACAAUUAUAGCAUUAUUAAUAACAAUUCAAUUUGUACAUACUUUCUUAUACUAUUUUUAUAUACACACUUCUGCGGGGAGACUAUUAUUAAACGUGGGCAUAAGAUGUGUAUACGAAAGUAUGUACAAUAAGUGGUGUAUAAGGCGAUUAACUACAUCUCAAGAUCAAAUUAAUCUUGUAUAGUAGAGAGUUAUAUAAAAAUAUAUUACCUUCGUC
This is a messenger RNA of Cuscuta europaea, 3216 nucleotides long. NCBI's taxonomy places the organism in Eukaryota, Viridiplantae, Streptophyta, Magnoliopsida, Solanales, Convolvulaceae. The record is from the annotation of a GenBank genome assembly.